Ostrea edulis (European flat oyster) is the source of this 967-nucleotide messenger RNA. RefSeq names its product histone H1-delta-like. Gene Ontology annotation, molecular function: nucleosomal DNA binding; structural constituent of chromatin; double-stranded DNA binding. Gene Ontology annotation, biological process: negative regulation of DNA recombination; chromosome condensation; nucleosome assembly. The record is from RefSeq and is a predicted model, not a curated record. NCBI's taxonomy places the organism in Eukaryota, Metazoa, Mollusca, Bivalvia, Ostreida, Ostreidae. Gene Ontology annotation, cellular component: nucleus; nucleosome. The transcript has a single exon. The coding region runs from base 62 to 622 and encodes 186 amino acids.
CUGUGUCAUUACACGAAUUUUCUCUGUAGUGGAAGGACGUGCGAUACCUAACAAACAAAAAAUGUCUGCUGCUGCCUCACCUGCACCAAAGGCCAAGAAGGCUGCCAAGCCUAAAAAGCCCGCAACGCACCCUAAGUAUUCCGACAUGAUCAAGGCAGCUCUCACAGCUUUGAAAGAAAAGGGAGGAUCAUCAAGACAAGCUAUCCUGAAGUACAUCGUUGCUAACAACAAAGGUAUCAAUGCUGAAUCCGCAUCUCUUUACGUUAAAAUGGCACUGAGAGCUGGAGUGAAGAACGGGAGUUUAAAACAGUCUAAAGGUACCGGGGCCUCGGGAUCCUUCAAACUUGGAGAAAAGGCCGCAAAGAAACCAAAGGCCAAGAAAGCAGCCAAGCCCAAGAAGGCCGCCGUGAAGAAGCCCAAGAAGCCCGCAGCAAAGAAACCUGCAGGAGAGAAGAAGGCCGCCAAACCCAAGACGAAGAAGGCAAAGUCUCCCAAAAAGCCCAAAGCUGCUGGUGAGAAGAAGCCCAAGAAAGCUGCAAAGUCCCCAGCAAAGAAGAAGGCACCUGCUAAGCCCAAGGCAAAGAAAGCAGCAAAGCCCAAGAAGGCCGCAGCGAAAAAGUGAAUACAGUGCGGAAAAAAUGGAUAUAGUGCUAAGUGAAGUUUGAACUAUUUAUUUUGUACAUAUGUACAGAGACUCACCUGACUUACCUGUAGACAGUAGCUGAUGUGUUACAAUAUUUCAUAUUCAUCGGACUUCAGAUGGCAGCGAAGCAUACUCAUUAUGUACGACUGUUUUAUGCAAGGGGCAGUGUGAGAGCGAUCAUUGACUCAUGUUCAUCAGUAUCAUUUUAUAUCUGUUAACAGAGCUUACAUUUUCACUCCAUGAGUGUGUACAUAUUCAUCAUGUUUUUAAUUAUUAUGUGUCUUGAAAAACGAAGAAAAACCUAAUAUAAAAAUUAUAAAACUA